Messenger RNA from Carassius gibelio (silver crucian carp), 2540 nucleotides. RefSeq names its product Y+L amino acid transporter 2-like. The record is from RefSeq and is a predicted model, not a curated record. Gene Ontology annotation, cellular component: membrane. Lineage: Eukaryota; Metazoa; Chordata; Actinopteri; Cypriniformes; Cyprinidae. Gene Ontology annotation, molecular function: basic amino acid transmembrane transporter activity; L-amino acid transmembrane transporter activity. Gene Ontology annotation, biological process: amino acid transmembrane transport. Bases 482 to 1987 code for a protein of 501 amino acids. The transcript has 12 exons.
UCUACCUCAAACGUCUCGAGCGCACAAACUGAACGGAAGGGAACUCGAGCGCGAGCCGAGACCGUAUGACUGAGAUCCCACACGGCGAAAUAAACAUGAGCUGCAGAUCGAACUCGAGCGUGUCUACGAAAAUGAACGGCAGAUAAAGCAUCAGUACAAGCUGCAUCCUGAUGCCAGUUCAGCACCUGGAGGAAAAGUCAUUUUUUUUCAGAGCACUUAUCAGCAUGUCCUGAACCUUGCUCUCCGGUCCCCAAAGAUCUUGCAUUGCCUUCUUUUUUUUGUGAUAAGACCUUCCCGACGAUUACCUAGGACUUUUAAUCAGAUCUAUACGACUGCUGGAGUUAGUGUGUGAAAGAUGUCUCCUGAAGGUCUCAAGAAUUAGCGGGGAACUUCAGACCUUCUUUAAACUCUUGUACCUGAAUGUAGAACUGGUUUAGACAGUCUUUUUUUGUUUCAUCCAACCUAUCGGCCCUUAAAAACAAUGGCGUCUUACAGCCCUGCACCCACAGAGGAGCAGUCCUCAGAGGUGUCCAACAUAAACCUGAAGGCAAAUGGCUCACAGGAGUCCAUGAAACUGAAAAAAGAAAUAUCUUUGCUCAAUGGUGUGUGUCUCAUCGUGGGAAACAUGAUUGGCUCUGGGAUCUUCGUCUCGCCCAAAGGCGUACUGAUGUAUAGCGGCUCCUAUGGGUUGUCUUUGGUAGUGUGGACAGUUGGCGGGAUCUUCUCUGUGUUCGGGGCACUCUGUUAUGCCGAGCUCGGGACCACCAUCACCAAGUCCGGAGCCAGCUAUGCCUACAUCCUGGAGGCUUUUGGAGGCUUUUUGGCUUUCAUUCGUCUAUGGACUUCUCUUCUGAUAAUCGAGCCCACCAGCCAGGCUGUGAUAGCCAUCACCUUCUCCAACUACAUGGUGCAGCCCAUCUUCUCCACAUGUAUACCACCCUACGUGGCCAAUCGCCUGCUGGCUGCAGCAUGCAUAUGCUUGCUGACCUUUGUGAACUGUGCCUAUGUGAAGUAUGGAACACGUGUUCAGGACUUCUUCACCUACGCAAAGGUCAUUGCCCUCAUCGCUGUCAUCAUCACUGGCCUGGUCAAGAUAUUCCAGGGUUACACACAGAAUUUUGAAGGGCUGUUCUUAGGUUCAUCUCGGGAUUCAGGUGAUGUGGCUCUGGCAUUAUAUUCGGCUCUCUUCUCCUACUCUGGAUGGGACACGCUCAACUUUGUCACAGAGGAGAUCAAAAAUCCUGAGAGAAAUCUCCCGCUGGCCAUUGCCAUCUCCAUGCCCAUUGUCACAGUGAUCUACAUUCUUACCAAUUUGGCUUACUAUACAAUCCUGCCCAUUCCUGCCAUCCUGGACAGUGACGCCGUGGCUGUGACAUUUGCAGACCAGGUAUUUGGGUAUUUUAAUUGGACAAUACCAGUCGCUGUAGCCUUCUCCUGCUUUGGGGGAUUAAACGCUUCAAUAGUGGCUGCUUCAAGGCUGUUCUUCGUGGGCUCUAGAGAGGGCCACCUGCCAGACUACCUGUGCAUGAUUCACGUCACCCGCUUCACCCCCAUCCCUGCCCUACUCUUCAAUGGUGCCAUGGCUCUUGUGUACCUGUGUGUGGAAGAUGUCUUUAAACUGAUUAAUUACUACAGCUUCAGCUACUGGUUCUUUGUGGGUCUGUCGAUCCUGGGACAGCUGUACCUGCGACGGAAACAACCAGACAGACCAAGACCACUAAAGCUCAGCCUGUUCUUCCCGAUUAUAUUCUGCCUCUGCACAGUAUUUCUUGUGGUGGUGCCUUUAUAUAGCGACACUAUCAACUCAUUAAUCGGCAUUGCCAUUGCCUUAUCGGGGGUCCCUGUCUACUUCCUGUGCUGCCAUCUACCUGCCACACGUAGGCCUAUGUGGCUCAGGAAAAUUAUUGCAUCUUCAGGUAUUCUUAUUCAGAAGGUGUGCUACUGUGUUCUUACGGAGAUGGACACGGAGGGGGAAAAGGCAGAAUAGAAGAAGAAGAGGAUGACGCCAUGACAAGAAACUGUAAUAAAUCUCUGGACCCACAACUUGACAUGCAAUACACAAAACUGCUGAUGUGAUUAAACUUGUUUAAAACUGGUUUACACGAAUAUCAUUUUAGAGUGGGUGUGAAAACUCCCCCUAUGUCAAAGCAAGUCCUUUAUAUUUAUUAGAGAUAUUUAUUCUGCGUUUUGAUCCAUUGAAUGCUGGAUUGAUGGGGAACAGUAAACCAAGUCCUUGCAUGUUCCGGUGAUAAAAUUAUAGCACUGAUCACAGAGAAAUAAUUUAGAGACAUUUGUCCAAUUGAUUUGAAAGUGUUAUGGACCUAAUUCUUGCACAUUAAUUAAUACACACUUAUAAAAGACCUUGUUGUUUGUUGAAGAAAGGAAAUGCCAGUACAGCAUCUUUAUCUUUACAGGUGUGUAUAUGAAUAUUGAAAGCAGUAUUUUCCAUGUUUUCUUUUCUAAAGACUGAAAUAACCAAGGCAGUGUUAUUUUGGAUUUGUAAUAAAUAACUGGUUGAAUAAAACAAAAACAAAAAAAUU